Zingiber officinale is the source of this 816-nucleotide messenger RNA. Its product is annotated as mediator of RNA polymerase II transcription subunit 10b-like. Gene Ontology annotation, molecular function: transcription coregulator activity. The transcript has 5 exons. Gene Ontology annotation, biological process: positive regulation of transcription by RNA polymerase II. NCBI's taxonomy places the organism in Eukaryota, Viridiplantae, Streptophyta, Magnoliopsida, Zingiberales, Zingiberaceae. Bases 63 to 653 code for a protein of 196 amino acids. The record is from RefSeq and is a predicted model, not a curated record. Gene Ontology annotation, cellular component: mediator complex; chromatin.
UGGUCCUUGACUGGUUUCGUUCCAAUAGUCGUGUUGAUCCUUGCGACCUCGUUACGGAUUCCAUGGAUCCGUCACCGCAGAACUCUUCCUCCGCCGCCGGUAAUGGCGGUCUCUCCACCUCCGCCUCGGCCACACCCAGCCCGGCCCCCAACCCGACUUCAGCCGUCGCCUCCGCCCCAGUGGACGAGGCGAAGCAGAACCUCAAUCAGGUUAUCAACUCCAUCGACAAGACCCUCGGUCUCCUCCACCAGCUCUAUGUAACGGUAUCCUCCUUCAGCGUUGCCUCGCAACUUCCUCUCCUCCAAAGACUGAACGCCUUGGUAUCGGAGCUCGAUGCGAUGCAGAAGAUGGCGGACAAGUGUGACGUGCAGAUCCCUUUGGAGGUCGUCAAUUUGAUAGAUGAUGGGAAGAAUCCAGAUGAGUUCACUAAGGAUGUGAUAAAUAGUUGUGUUGCCAAAAACCAGAUGACCAAAGGAAAGACUGAUGCUUUUAAGAGUCUUCGAAAGAAUCUUCUUGAGGAACUUGAUCAUGCUUUCCCAGAUGAAGUAGACAUGUACAGGGAGAUCCGCUCUUCUGCUGCCGAAUCGAGGAGGCCGGCACAGUCCCUGCAAACUUUACAGAAUGGAGAUGUGAAAAUCAAAUCAGAGUACUGAGGAAGUUAGAUAGUGCUUCGAUUCUGUGCAAAUAGAUUGCAACCUUGUACAAGGUUGUUUACCAGUACUCCAUAUGUAAUUACGAAACUAUCAUGCUUCCUACCAUUAUUUAGUUCUUGAGCUUCCUUGCUCAUCAAAUUUUAAGUCCAACGGAAGUUCUUAA